Molecule: messenger RNA, 795 nt
Organism: Phaeodactylum tricornutum CCAP 1055/1
Lineage: Eukaryota; Bacillariophyta; Bacillariophyceae; Surirellales; Neidiaceae
Product: delta 6 desaturase
Exons: 2
Coding region: 100-750 (216 amino acids)
Biological process (GO): fatty acid elongation, monounsaturated fatty acid; sphingolipid biosynthetic process; very long-chain fatty acid biosynthetic process
Cellular component (GO): endoplasmic reticulum membrane
Molecular function (GO): fatty acid elongase activity
Source: RefSeq, a predicted model, not a curated record
UUUCCUUCCCAUAAUCAGGGAUGGGAGUUCACUGAUUUUGCUACUGCUUUUACCAUCGCUAUCGCUUACGUUUUCUUUGUCUUUGUUGGAUUGCUCAUUAUGAGUAUGGGAAUCCCCGCAAUUGACCCGUACCCGCUCAUGUUUGUCUACAACCUUUCCCAGAUUAUGCUGUGUGCUUACAUGACCAUUGAAGCCGGUCUUCUUGCUUAUCGCAACGACUACACAUUUUGGCCGUGCAAUGAUUGCGACUUUGAAAAUCCGCCUCUCGCCAAUCUCCAAUGGCUCUUUUACGUUUCCAAAAUUUGGGAUUUUUGGGACACCAUAUUUAUUGUUCUCGGGAAGAAAUGGCGUCAACUUUCCUUCCUGCACGUCUACCACCAUACCACCGUCUUUCUUUUCUGCUGGUUGAAUACACAUUUAAACUUCGACGGUGAUAUCUUUCUUACCAUUUUCUUGAACACUUUCGUCCACACUGUGAUGUACACGUACUACUUCAUUUGCAUGCACACCAAGAUCCCCGAGACCGGCAAAUCCUUGCCCAUUUGGUGGAAGUCUAGUUUGACCAGCAUGCAGUUGGUGCAAUUCAUCACGAUGAUGACGCAUGCUAUCAUGGUCUUGCAUAAAGGCUGUGCUGCUCCCCAUAGCCGGGUGGGGAUAUCAUACUUGGUUUACAUUUUUUCGCUCUUUGUUUUGUUCGCCCAGUUCUUUGUCAGCUCGUACCUCAAGCCGAAGAAGAAAAAGACGGCAUGAGCGAAACGUAGGCUUUAAAAUAAGUACGCCAACGUUAAGAUUGCG